AUGGCUAUACAACUUGAGUUUGACGUGGCCACCGGCCUAUACACAGCAGGCGGAAAGGAGAUCGCCAACGCCGUUCGUCGUGCGCUGACACACCCUACGACUGUUGGCUUCGUUAAGCGCGCUGUAUCUAAUGGCGAAGGCGAAGGCGAAGGUGACGGCGAGGGCGUCCAGAUACCUGUGUGGGGUAUCGUGCUCCUGGGCGUGAGCUUCUAUGCAGCCAUCAUCGCCAUGAGUCUGUUGUCGUACAUGCUCAAGGAGGUCAUCGCUACCCUCUGCAUGGUCGAAACGCCACACGCCGCUAUCACCGUCUCGCCAUCCGAAGAGCCCGCCAGCAAAGACGAGAAGGAGGGACUUCUGGAGACCGGCCCUACCAUCACCCUUGUGCACCAGAAGCCUAUCACAUCGAGCAUUCGCGGCACCAUCAAGCAUGUCGUUGCCAACGCCGGCCGCUUCGCUCGCUUCAGGGGCUUCAAGAUCCACGCUCUGUACUCCCUAGUCUUCGCACUCGCCGUCAACUUCUUCUCGGCCUUCUUCUUCUCUCUCUUCCCCACAGGCCUCCCCGGACAAGCCGUCAUCGUCAGUGCCCUGGCUGGCGCAGCCGUUGCCAACGUCCACGCUGCAUGGACCCACAAAGUUGUCUCCCUGCCCUCCGAGGCGACCUUCUGGCAGCGCAUCCCCGGUAAAGCUCACUGGAAGACCCUCGCCCCGGCUGCCGCUAUCUCCACCGCCAUGCCUUAUAUCAGCCUGUACCUUACCGGCGGUGUCGCAAUUUUCCUUGGUCUGCACAAGCUUGACCAAGACAAUCUCGAGCAGUACACUAGGGGUCAGUGGAUGUGCCUCGCCGCCCGUGUCCUUGCCACUAUCGUUUUCGCCAUCUUCACAACCCUCUUCCUCUGCAUUCCCGCCAUCGUCACGCAGGUCCGCAUUGAGUCGUCCAUCCUGCCCGAGGACCAGGACACCAUCGUCCCCUUCGACCGCACCUUUGGCGGCAAGGUCGUCUCGCAGAUGCUCGGCGGUAGCGGCAAGAUUGGCUUCUUCGGCGCGUGGCGCAGCUUCAACUGGGAGGCCCGCCGUCGCCUGUUGAAGUUGUACGUCAAGAUCGGUGCCAUUAUGAUGUUCGCCAUGUUCGUCGUUGGCCACGUCCUCGCCUUCGAGGUCUUCGCCGUCAUGGGCCCUCAGCUUGGAGAGUUCCUCGCCAAAGCCGGGCACGACGGAUUCGUACAGCAGAACUAG
Messenger RNA from Ascochyta rabiei, 1233 nucleotides. RefSeq lists its product as uncharacterized. Bases 1 to 1233 code for a protein of 410 amino acids. Lineage: Eukaryota; Fungi; Ascomycota; Dothideomycetes; Pleosporales; Didymellaceae. The transcript is spliced from 2 exons. The record is from RefSeq and is a predicted model, not a curated record.